This is a messenger RNA of Lacerta agilis (Sand lizard), 2470 nucleotides long. RefSeq names its product RAB1B, member RAS oncogene family (gene RAB1B). Lineage: Eukaryota; Metazoa; Chordata; Lepidosauria; Squamata; Lacertidae. The transcript has 6 exons. Gene Ontology annotation, molecular function: GTP binding; GTPase activity. Bases 142 to 747 code for a protein of 201 amino acids. The record is from RefSeq and is a predicted model, not a curated record.
UCGCACCUGAGGGAAAGAGGGGAGGAGGGAGCGGCCGCCAUCUUGCGUGAGGGAGAGACCGGACCAGCUUAGCCAGGACGGAAGGAAGGAGGGAGGGAAGCAGCUAGUCAGCCGCCGACCCACCACCGCGGAGGAGCCGCCAUGAACCCCGAGUAUGACUACCUGUUCAAACUGCUUCUGAUUGGUGACUCCGGUGUGGGGAAGUCAUGCCUCUUAUUGCGGUUUGCUGAUGACACCUACACAGAAAGCUACAUUAGCACCAUUGGGGUGGACUUCAAAAUCCGCACCAUCGAGUUGGAUGGCAAAACUAUCAAGCUGCAAAUUUGGGACACGGCCGGGCAGGAACGGUUUCGAACCAUCACCUCCAGUUACUACCGAGGGGCACAUGGAAUAAUUGUGGUGUACGAUGUAACGGAUCAGGAAUCCUACAACAACGUGAAGCAGUGGCUGCAGGAAAUCGAGCGCUACGCCAGUGAAAAUGUCAACAAGCUCCUCGUGGGCAACAAGUGCGACUUGACCACGAAGAAAGUGGUGGACUACACAACUGCCAAGGAAUUCGCAGACUCGCUUGGGAUCCCCUUCCUGGAGACCAGCGCCAAGAAUGCCACCAAUGUGGAGCAGUCGUUCAUGACUAUGGCAGCUGAGAUCAAGAAACGCAUGGGCCCGGGUGCCACGGCUGGUGGUGACAGACCCAACCUGAAAAUUGACAGCACUCCGGUCAAACAAGGAGGCGGCGGCUGCUGCUGAGGAGGAGGGACAUGAGGAUAGUGUGGGGGGGGGGGCGGGGGGCAGCCUGGGGGGCAGGCUGUGGGGAGAGCGGGCCUGCCCCUCCCCUUCUGGUCCAGCCCCACCUCCUGCUUCUUUUUCUUCUCCGAAGGUGGCUUUCCCGGAUGAUACCUCGCCGGAGGGGGACGGGACCUCCCUCCCCUUCCAGCUCAGCUGCUCCAAGUGCUGUUGAGUAUCCUCGGCCUGUUUAUUUUGGUUUUGGGGUUUUGUUUUUUUUGUCACUUAACUCUGUAGGGGAUUUUGUGUGGGAGGGGUACUGGGGUUGCGGGAGGCAGUGGGUUGGGCUGAGGGUGGGCUUUGUACAGGUUGCAAGCUUCCCCACAACAUGGGGAAGUGGGGGGUGAUGACAUGCUCGUCUGCCUUGGGGCCCUCCUUCCCCCUCUGCAUCCCCCAAGGUAGGCAAGGCCUGGGCAAUGGUUCUCUUUGCUGGUUUCGUUAUGCUGCCCUCCCUUCCAUCUCUUCUCUUCCCCCACCUCCAAAACUGUGUUUCUAAUCUGGGGCAGAGCGUUGGUUAUCUUUUGCUUCAGUCUCUCUUUGCUUCCUGCCCCCAUGAGUCUUUGGACUUUGCUAGGGCAAGCCUGAGUUCCUGUGUCCUGUCCUUCUUACUGGCAUUUGACUGGUUUGUCAGCAGACAGGGUUUAGCUGGCAAAGGGCUGAAGUGUUUGUGCGUCUCCCCCUGUCUCCAGGCCCCAUUUGGGCAAGAUGCUGUGUGGCCCACUGCACUCAUUCCCCUGCAUGUGGCAACUGCUUUCUUUUUCUGCCUGGGGCGGGGGUUUGGUGUCCCUUGCUUCCUUGCUAUUUUUUCUACCACCACAUCCUUUCCACUCCAGCCACUCCUAAAACCUUUCCUCUCAGGGCACCCUGUCCCACAGCUCCUCUCUUUCCUAGCUGUCUCCUCUCUCCUGUGCCCUGUUUUUCCCAGCCUGCUCUAGGAACAGACAACCUGCUGGCCUCUAGCGGGAGGAGAAAUGUGUAAUAUGGCCUCCCUCCAUCACUAGCGCUGCUGCUGCUGCUGCUUCCCCUCGCCCAAGUGGCGGGUGGUUUAUUGAUCUAAUUUAAUCCUUCCUCAAGCCUGAACUGGGAGGAAGGAAGGUGGGUCACAGGGGGCUUCCCAGCUCCUGCAUUCCACAGUUGAUGAAUGUAUCUUUUGGACAGCUGGGCAAACUCUGUGAGUCUGCUUCAGGUGUGGUCAGAGCAGGGCCCCGCUCACCUGUGGCCAUCUGGGCAUGCUUUGGCCCUGAUCUUCCUCCCAUGCCACCCAUUGAUUCCCUUGUUGAUAUUUGCAGGUCCAUGUAGCCAAACCCUAUUCUUUUCCACCCACACACCUUCCUUCCCUGGAUCAUGACCAAACCAAGGCCCAUCCGUCCCACCCUGUCACCCCCACUACCCCCAAUUUUGGGCUCUGGCUCCCAAGAAUGCUGUAUUGUCUUUUUUUUUUAGCACCAGGAAGCUGCAUUUUCCAUAUUGCUUCACUACUACAUUCAUCCCAUUGUCUUUCCCCCUUCCCCCACUUUAUUUAAGGAACGUCAGGGACCCCGCUGGGCCAGGAAGUGGGUGGAAGGUGGUUUUGUUCGUCAGCUUCUUCUUUUUCCACAAGUGAAAUUUAAAAAACACAAAUGAGAGGAAAAGAGAAAAAAAUCCAAUAAAACAUAACCAGCCUCUGCAAAAUGAGGGAUUUUCAGGC